UGACGUUUUGACUCCUAAAAGAUUUUCAUAAUUAUUUCCUAGUUUCAAAUAAAAUAAUAUAAAAACAAUGUCGGUGUUCGACGGCGAAAUAGAAUUUAAAUCGGUUUAUAUGAAUGACUUCAUCAAGAAGGAAAAACCUAAAAGCCCACGGCGUAAGGCAGUAGACGACGACUGUCUGAUCGUGGGUCUGGGCCGCGAUGCCCUCAAGCCCAGAGACAAGCCACGCAAGAGCCCAGACAUGCUUUGCCCACUCAAACAUGAAUAUUACAAAGAAGCUAUAACCAGGUUUUCAGAAGACUAUCCGAAAAUAGCUAAGCAACAUAUGACCAAAGAUAUAGAUCCAGUCCCUAUUGAAAACGAUUUACAAGAUCUGAAUAGAACGGAGUAUCUUGUCAAAUAUUGUUCCAGAGAGUUACCCUUCAUGUCGGUGAACCUGGCACGACGGGCUCGUGCGCUGCAGACCCUGCGGCUGCCAGACGACGUGGAGAUACCUGACACCAGCCAGCGCGGUAGCUACCGGCAUCCCGCGCCGGAGAAGUACGCUGAACUUCCCGCCAAGAUGUCUAUGAAGCCUAAAUUUGAUGACUCGCUGACAAGAGAACUACGUCGUAUACUGCGUGUGACAACGGGUGACACGACUUACGAUGUGUGUCAUGGUCUGCUGGCCAAGGUGGUACUCAACAAGAACCCCUUCGGACCCCCGCGAGAGGAGCCGAAAUACGGCAGAUGGAAGACGCCGUUUACAUAUACUUACUACGUAUAAAUGCUUUCUUGUUCAUUUCAUGUUGACUUUCAAAAUUUCUCUUAUAAUCGUAAUACAAAUUGUUUGAAGUUUUUAAAUAAAUGCUUAAAUAAUCAA
Molecule: messenger RNA, 859 nt
Organism: Papilio polytes (common Mormon)
Lineage: Eukaryota; Metazoa; Arthropoda; Insecta; Lepidoptera; Papilionidae
Exons: 5
Coding region: 68-763 (231 amino acids)
Source: RefSeq, a predicted model, not a curated record